AUGCCUGCCGAAUCGAUGGAGAUGCCUCAAAUGAACAACAUGGUGGCCCAGCCCCAGACCGAGCAGCCUAAGGCAGAGGAGCCAAUGUCAAUGGGUCUCCGUGGUGGUGGUCUCUGUGAGGACUGCUGCUGCUGCUGCGCCGGAUGCUGCGCCCUCGAGACAAUCUGCUGCUGUCUCGGCGCUGAGGAGGUCGCCGACAACCUCUAA
Diaporthe amygdali is the source of this 207-nucleotide messenger RNA. RefSeq lists its product as uncharacterized. The transcript has 3 exons. The record is from RefSeq and is a predicted model, not a curated record. The coding region runs from base 1 to 207 and encodes 68 amino acids. Lineage: Eukaryota; Fungi; Ascomycota; Sordariomycetes; Diaporthales; Diaporthaceae.